AUGGCGAAUGGACCUUCCUCCUCAUCCGCCAUGCGGGCCACCACCUCGUCUUUCCUCCAGACGAGCCGUCGAUCUCUCAAACCCAACACCUCAUCCUGCUCUUCGACCACGACAACGACGACCCGCUCCGUCUCGAACCGUUCUCGAACCCCUCACGACCCAUCUCACAGUGCAUCCGCUCGAAUCUACACCCCACGUAAACAAUUCCUCUACCGAUCCUAUGCCGACCUGCUGGAAAAGUCCCAAGCCGUCAUCCUCUUUCAGCCAAACAACCUCUCUUCCGCCGAGUUGGGAAGCAUCCGACGGGCCGUCAAGGGCGUUCCGGUCACCAAGCACAUGAUGGGAGAGAUCGGUCUCGAGGGAGAACAGUCGGAGGAGGUCGUCUCGUCGGUAGCAGCGACGUUUACCGUGGCCCGGACGGGACUCUUGGCCUCGGUCAUCCGUUCCCUCCCAUCCUCCUCCACACCCGCACACACGGCCGAUCAACUCUCUUCCCUCCUCUCCGGCCCUGUAGCACUAUUGACCGUGCCUACCCUCUCACCACCCUAUAUGAAAUCUCUCUUUGCGGCCGUGAACAAAUCACUCGGUUAUCGCCCACCCGCAGCUAAUCACCCUACCGCCCUCGCCGGGUCUCACCCGACUUCCCCUCGUCUGGUCCUCCUCGGCGCAUUGUUGGAGAAGAAUCAGCUCUUCUCCGCCCCCGAGCUCGUCCAACUCGUCCAGACGCUUCCGGAGAUGGACAUGCUUCGAGCCCAGCUCGUCGGGUUGUUGGAGAUGCCCGCUAGACAGCUUCUGGGAGUCACGCAGCAGGCUGGCGGUGGAGGAUUGGUCAGGACGUUGAUGGGUCUGGAACAAGGGUUGAAGGAGGGCCAGGAGGGGCCUGCUGGUGCGGUCGAGGGCGAAAAGGCGGCUUAG
This is a messenger RNA of Filobasidium floriforme, 915 nucleotides long. RefSeq lists its product as uncharacterized. The record is from RefSeq and is a predicted model, not a curated record. Gene Ontology annotation, cellular component: mitochondrial large ribosomal subunit. NCBI's taxonomy places the organism in Eukaryota, Fungi, Basidiomycota, Tremellomycetes, Filobasidiales, Filobasidiaceae. The coding region runs from base 1 to 915 and encodes 304 amino acids. The transcript is spliced from 2 exons. Gene Ontology annotation, biological process: translation. Gene Ontology annotation, molecular function: structural constituent of ribosome.